Messenger RNA from Stereum hirsutum FP-91666 SS1, 1784 nucleotides. RefSeq names its product sirtuin 5. The record is from RefSeq and is a predicted model, not a curated record. NCBI's taxonomy places the organism in Eukaryota, Fungi, Basidiomycota, Agaricomycetes, Russulales, Stereaceae. Bases 1 to 915 code for a protein of 304 amino acids. Gene Ontology annotation, molecular function: protein-malonyllysine demalonylase activity; protein-succinyllysine desuccinylase activity; NAD+ binding. The transcript is spliced from 6 exons.
AUGUCCAAAGACUCCUCACACCAUCCUUCCUCAGAUAUGGAGGCUUUCGCGAAAGUCCUCGCAUCCUCGAAACACAUCAUCGCAGUUGCAGGCGCAGGACUAUCUGCUGCAUCUGGCAUUCCUACUUUCCGAGGUGCUGGAGGCAUGUGGCGCAAAUACGAUGCAAUAAGCAUCGCAACCCCUACGGCCUUCGCCGCGAAUCCCUCAAGAGUCUGGCAAUUCUACCACUAUCGGCGCGAGAAGGCAUUAUCCGCCAACCCGAACGACGCACACACAGUACUCACACUUCUCUCGCUCCCACCCCUACGGCAUCAGCUAGCCCCUAGUUCUACCUUCACACUGAUAACGCAAAACGUUGACGGUCUGAGUGAGCGGGCACUUUCCGACAUCAGCGCCACCUUCGAAGCGUCCGGCAUGGACAUCAAACCCGCCCCUGGCGAACAGCCCCGCCUACUCGAGAUGCACGGUAAACUGUUCGAGCUCACCUGCACUUCCGCACAUUGUCGGCACUCUGAGCUCAACUUCGAGUCUCCUGUGGCUAAAGCGCUUCAGGGAACGGAGGACCUAGUUGAGGCGGGAGAGAUGGAGCCUGAUAUUCCGGUCGAGGAUCUUCCGCGGUGUAAGAAAUGCGGGUCCCUGGCGCGUCCUGGGGUCGUAUGGUUUGAAGAAAUACCUAAGCAUCUGGAGACUAUUGAUAAGCUCGUUGGAGAGGCCGAUCUCUGUCUCGUCAUAGGCACUUCCUCGACUGUGUAUCCAGCUGCAGCCUACGCUGAAGAAGUCCAGAGCCACGGUGGACGCGUGGCCGUGUUCAAUCUCGAACGUAGUCAGGGUGAUGAGGCCGCGGAUUUUCUCUUCCUGGGGCCAUGCGAGAAGACGCUUGCGAAAGCUUUUCCUUUCAAGAUUGACUGUUUAUGAGAUGUAUCUCGCGAAGACUGCAUAAUUCGCUGUAUGAGUAGUAGGAGUUGCUGGUCGUGGCGAUCAUAUCUAGCAGAUUGGAAUAGCGGUGGUAUUGCAAAAUAGCAUAGAGCCCCGAAAGAAAGCGCAGGAUGACUGGUUCGAAUCAAUGCUUCCCUCCCUCACCCUCACCCUCACCCUCAGCUAUCUCACGCUCCUGCCUCAACCGCUCCUGCACCUCCGCCCACCUCUCCUGCAAAAUUUCCAACCCCGGCUUCCUCACCGCCUCCGUCCCAUACAGCGCCUGAAAGACCUGUUCUAUCCUCCUAUUCUUUUCAUCCUUCACCUUCAACGGCCUCUCGCCCUCCGGUCUGCCAAACUUCGGCGCCAGCUUCUGUUUCUUGACCUGGUUGAGAAGGUCGAAGAACGACAUGUCCUUCUGGCGCGUUGCAGUAUGCUGUGAGGGCCCCCAGAUGAACGCUUCGUCGAUUGCGUCGGAGAGGUUUUCGUGUGUGAUGAAGGAGUCGGAGCGGUGGUAGAGGGCGAUGAGGGCGCGGAGGCGUUCGUCGCUCAGGGCGAAUUCGGGUGCAUUGGGAGUCGAAGCGGAUGUGGAUGGGGAGGACGACGAAGGCGUUGAGGAUGAGGAUGACGCUUCGGAAGAGACAUAGCGUCGGAGGGUGGACGUUCGACGGAGGAGGCUACGGGACGCGGCUUUGGAGAAGGACAUGGUUGGUGUUCGCCGUUGAGGUCGUUUCUUCGCGCGACUUGAAAUUAGCGCGACUGCUGUCUUCGGCGCUUGUGGCGAUGUGGCACUCAUCGUUGUGGGCCACACUUACAACACAGCGUGCAACUCUUCUCAUGCAAUUUAUCUCAUGCUCCAGCACCAAUCC